Messenger RNA from Cheilinus undulatus (humphead wrasse), 4257 nucleotides. RefSeq names its product integrin alpha-M-like. The record is from RefSeq and is a predicted model, not a curated record. Gene Ontology annotation, biological process: cell-matrix adhesion; cell adhesion mediated by integrin; integrin-mediated signaling pathway. The transcript has 30 exons. Lineage: Eukaryota; Metazoa; Chordata; Actinopteri; Labriformes; Labridae. The coding region runs from base 100 to 3519 and encodes 1139 amino acids. Gene Ontology annotation, cellular component: integrin complex; external side of plasma membrane. Gene Ontology annotation, molecular function: integrin binding.
UUGCUUUUGACCUCCCCCCUUCCUGACAAGGAGAAAUAAAUAUAAGGUCAGCAUUGAUAACAGAAUCACAGUGUUAGAUUUUCUCAUGGGAAUGUCACAAUGGCGUGGAUGAUUACUGCUACAGUUUUCCUGACAGAGAUAAUAGGUGCACUCUGUUUUAAUAUCAAUCCUGUGGCCUGGAAGACCCUGGAGAAAGAUGCUGCAGGUUUUGGAUACCAGAUAGUGCAGAGAAACAGAGACCUGCUGGUCAGCGCUCCCCUCGAGCAGCAUCAGUCUGCAGAAAGGGGGCAGAUAUUUAAGUGCACCACCACUGACUGCAAUCCACUGCCAUUAAGAACACCAGACUUUGCUGUCAACAUGUCCCUUGGUUUGACGAUGACGAGUGAUCCUGCCACACAAAACACACUGGUUUGCGGACCAACCAUCCCAAAAGACUGCGAAACUAUAACCAUGUAUGACGGUGUAUGCCUAGAGAUAGGCACAAAUAAUGCUGUCCUAGGCUCAAUGCCCUCAUCUGGGAAAGAGUGUCAAAACCAAGCGGACAUUACUUUCCUCAUGGAUGGCUCAGGCAGUGUCUAUGGUCCAGAUUUUAAUGAAAUGAAGAAUUUUGUGAUGGAUAUUUGUAAUGCGUUGCCAAGUAGAUUGGUAAAGUUUGCUAUUGUCCAGUUCUCUGAUAGCUUCCGGAUCCAUUCUUAUUUAACCACAAUUGAUCCUUCAACACUGCUGCAGCAAAUGAGGCAAAUUAGACAGCUUGGGGGUUAUACUUAUACAGCGACUGCAAUCCGCCGUGUUGUCAAUGAGGUCUUCAUAGAGAGCCAAGGGUCAAGGAAAAAUGUGAAGAAAAUACUGAUUGUCAUUACAGAUGGACAAUCUAAUGAUCCUUCUAGCUUGACCAAUGCUGUCAAUUUAGCACAAAGCAAAAAAAUAGUUCGAUUUGCUAUUGGGGUGGGGUCGGCAUUCAGUUCACGAGCUGCAAUACAUGAACUGAACACAAUUGCAUCCUCCCCGUCAUCAGACCAUGUGUUUCAAGUGCAAAGCUUCAAUGCUCUUCAAAAAAUAAGACAAACCUUGCAGGACAAAAUCUUCUCUAUCGAAGGAUCUAAGACAUCUGGAGAAACAGUGAAAAGAGAAAUGUCUCAGGGUGGAUUCAGUGCAGCUUAUUCCCCCGAGGGAAUAAAGAUGAGCAUUGUUGGUGCAAACCAGUGGAAGGGAGGUUUCGAUCGAUACACAGCUGAUUACCAAUUCAGGAACUCCUAUGAGCCCAGCUUUAUGGCGUCUGACAGUUACCUUGGUUACUCCAUGGCAGUGGCUAAAACCAUGAGAGGUUCACUGACAAUUGUUGGAGCCCCAAGAUAUAAACACAGAGGAGCUGUGAUAGCAGUUCAGGAAAACAAUAUCAAUCAAAUGAUCGACCCAUAUCCAUGGCAGUUUCAGAGCGGGGAAUAUUUUGGAGCAGAGGUUUGUGCAAUGAAUCUGGAUCGUGACAGCUACACAGAUCUAGUCCUCAUCUCAGCCCCGAUGUACAUUGAAGAUGACAGAGAGGGGAGAGUCUAUGUCUGUCACUUAAGUGGACUGAGUUUGGACUGUCACUUGGACUCUCCAUUACUACUGAGAGGGGCUGCAUCCAACAAAGGAAGGUUUGGCUCUUCUCUUGCCGUAUUGCCAGAUCUGCAUAGAGAUAAGUUCAAUGAUUUGGCUGUUGGAGCACCUUUGGAAAACGACGGUACUGGCAGUAUCUACAUAUUCCAUGGCGAGGGAGGGAUAAGAGGGAUAAAUCCUGAUUUCUCACAGAGAAUCACUGGCUCUGAAGUUCAGUCAGGACUGAAGUUCUUUGGCACGUCAAUCAGCAAGUCAUCUUUUGACCAAAGCGGGGACAAGCUGCCGGACUUAGCGGUGGGAUCGAAGGGCAAAGUUGUUCUUCUAAGAUCAAAGCCAAUAGUAAUGGUGGAAGCUGGGGUGACAUACAACCCUAAACAAAUCCCCACUCAAGACGCAACCUCAGACUGCUCAGUGCCCUUGAGGAACACGGCUCAGAUCUGUUUUUCCAUGAGAAAAAUCUCAGAAGUCAAUAGAGCUCAAGCAAGUAUCAACUUUACUUUAACGCUUGAUGCCACCCGCAAGAUACCAAAUAACCGAGCUUUCAUCAGUGACAAAGUACAAGAGAAGACUGGAUCAAUUAGUCUUAAUUUAGUACAACCACAAUGCCGAGAUGUUGUCUUUUUUGUGAAGGCUUGUCCAGAGGAUGCUUUAAAUGAACUUCGCAAUGAGCUCGCAUUCACCUUUGAAGGCGUGCCAAAUGGAGGUCUGAGCCCCAGUCUUUCCCAGCAGACUCAGACUUCAGCCUUCUAUCCUUUAGGAUUUGAGAUCAACUGCGGCACUGAUGACAAAUGUGUAGAUAACCUGAAAGUGGAUAUCAGCUUUGGCAAGUCAUCAGUGGUUAAAGUCGGCAUUGAUGAACUUCUAGAUGUCACCGUCACAGUAACAAACAGGGGAGAAAACUCCUACAAUACUCGUGUCAUUCUUACAUAUCCAGCUGGGCUUUCCUACAGGAAGAUUGCACCUCAGCAGGGGAGAAUUGAGUGCAAUUCUUUGGACAGUGAGACUGGAUUAUCACGAGGAACGACAGACUGCACUAUCAACCAGCCCAUCCUCAGGACUGGUGCUACGGCUGUUGUCAUCAUCUCCUAUGGGAUUGACAGCAACAGUCAACUUAACAACAACAUAUUUUUCACUGCAAAUGCAACAAGUGGGAAUCAGGACCACUCUGACUCUAGUGAACCCUACGCAAGGAGAGACAUUGAUGUGAAAUACAGCAUUUUUGCUACGAUACAGAGCUCCCUCAGCUACACCAAUUUCUCCUAUGGAAAAAAUGACUUGCAGAAACCAGUCCAGCAAUCCAUUUUGGUUGCAAAUGAUGUCCGAGCUCUGAAUUUCACUGUCGUGAUUAAGGUGCCAGUGAAGCUUGGAGAAAAAGACAUCUGGGUUGAUUCAAGUAGUUUUCAGAUCCAAGAGUGCCAAAGAGAAAAAGAUGAGGAACCUAAAGUCACAGAUUUUGUCGAACAAAUAAAGAAAACUAAGAUAGUGGACUGCUCUGUAGCCAAAUGUGGUGUGUUUAAGUGCAGAACGUUCAUGGUAGGACUGGAGAAGAAAAAGUAUCAAAUCUCUGCCAACCUCAGCUCUGGAUGGAUAGAACAGAUCGGCCUUGAAUCUGCCAAAUUCAUCUUGACUAGCACAGCCACUCUGGAUUACGACAAAGACCAGUACAUCUUCAUUUCAACAGGGUCAAAUAACAACCCCCCUAUCAGAAAGAUCGAGGCAGAGGUAGAGGUGUAUCCUGAACCUGACUUCACCAAAGAGAUUGUGGGAGGGUCUGUGGGAGGACUGGUUCUACUGGCUUUGAUCACUGCUGGUCUGUAUAAGGCUGGAUUUUUCAAGAGUAAAUACCAACAGAUGAUGAGUGAUGAAGCAGGAAAGGGAGGGAGUCCAGGUGGUGAUGAAGGCGCUCCUCCACCAGAAUAACUUUAGAAAUGUUUCUGUUUUUGUAAUUCUGCAAGCUGAUUAUUUUUGUUGUGUAUAAUUUGUUUUAUAAAAAAUGUCUCAACUGUUGUUUGUAUUCACAUAUUGUAGUGUACUGUAAAAUAAGACAAUAUUGAUGCUCUCUUGCUAAAAAUGCAUAUGUAAUGCAGCUAUGACUGACAAAGUGAGCUGCUUUACGGAUAAUCACAACAUUUAAAAAAAAGAUCAAUGCCUCUGUAAUUUAUAAAAAAGAGACUUUUUUGGGCUUUAUUAAUAUUUAUUAUAUUUGUGAUUAAAAAUAGAACUAUGUCAUUUAACUUCAUUGUCACAUCCUUGUGUUGAAAGAACAACAAAGGUACAGCAGAAUAAGUUACAUGAAAGUUUGAAGGCAGAACUUGUCUUUUAAGUGCAAUAAUGGACAAAAUGUCUGCUGAGGUAGACCUAAUGUCAAUACAACAGGAAGACUGAAGCAAAAGGGACAGCCAGAGAGAAAAAAAUAAGGAAAUUGAGAAACUUGGUGCUUUUCCUGUAGCUGCAGGAGUCAGCAUGUCGCCAACUGUCUUCUUUAAAAAGGAGCCGAAUCUUGAAGUUUUAGCGAAGACCUGAAUGUCAGCACGGGCAGAUUUACUUCCACUCACAGAGACAACAGCCACCUGGAACCAGAGGAGUCUGACUUGCAAAGCAAUGGGCCACCCUGAUCCCCCUGUGUUAAAGAAAAAGAUGUUACAAAAGAAGAAACAA